Prinia subflava (tawny-flanked prinia) is the source of this 2538-nucleotide messenger RNA. It is a transcript of the gene ANGEL2, whose product is annotated as angel homolog 2. Gene Ontology annotation, biological process: 3'-UTR-mediated mRNA stabilization. Lineage: Eukaryota; Metazoa; Chordata; Aves; Passeriformes; Cisticolidae. The transcript is spliced from 9 exons. The record is from RefSeq and is a predicted model, not a curated record. Gene Ontology annotation, molecular function: mRNA 3'-UTR binding; 3'-5'-RNA exonuclease activity. Bases 234 to 1916 code for a protein of 560 amino acids.
CCGGGCCUGGGCCUCGGCUGCCCGCACUAAACAUGGCCGCGGGCCCGGCUCUCGGACUACAAGUCCCAGGAGCGAGCGGGAGGGCGCGGCGCGGCCGCAGCCCGUGCGGGCUCUGAGGCGGCGGUGGCGGGGCGGCCGGAGCGCGGCGGCCGGAGCUGGCGCUGCCCUGGGCUGACCCCGUCGGGGGCUGCGCGGGGCCGGGUGCGGGGCCCGGGCCCGCCCGGAGACACUCCAUGCUGCCCCGCCAUGUGCAGAGGCUGGGCAGAGACUGGAUCACCCACUGGAAUGGCUCCCAGAUACUCGCCUUCAACAGCCCAGUUUCCAGCUGUAUGAGAUGGGCCGGACACUAUCCUCCCUGGGCCUCCUUUCCACUCCCUAUUCCAGCUGAUUUUUCAGCAAACUGGAGAUUCCCUCCAUUUUUUGGACCUUGGAGACAAUUUCAGAAUUCUAAUUGGCAUCUGGAUAACUACACACAAAGUUGUUGCUUUCACCUCCCCAGCCCCAGUAUGAAAUCUGAGGGAGAAGAACCAUUGACAAAGAAGAGAAGACUCAGUGGCCAGGAUGAUACUUCAACUCCUGAACAAGAAACAAACUUGUCUAAUCAGAAGGAAGUAUCUUGUCUUUCUGGAGCACAGAAUGAAGAAAAACAUGGCAGCAAGAAAGGAACCAUCAAAAGACACUGGGAAUAUUUCUGUCAGCAGAGUAAAACAAUGAAAAUCGCUAAAAAUAAAGGAUCUGACCAAAGCAGUACAGGAAGUGAAGCAACAUUUGAUUUCACAGUCAUGUCCUACAAUAUUCUCUCACAGAAUUUGUUGGAAGGCAACUCUCACCUGUACAAACACUGCAGGCAGCGACUGCUGUUCUGGACAUACAGAUUUCCCAACAUCCUACAAGAAAUCAAAGAGCUGGAUGCAGAUGUGCUCUGCUUACAAGAAGUCCAAGAAGACCAUUACAGAACAGAGAUCAAGUCAAGUUUGGAAUCCCUGGGGUAUCACUGUGAGUAUAAAAUGAGGACAGGCAGAAAACCUGAUGGCUGUGCCAUUUGCUUCAAAACUUCCAAAUUUAGCCUGAUUUCCUCAAACCCUGUGGAAUUUUUUCGCCGUGAUAUCCCACUCUUGGACAGGGACAACGUUGGACUGGUGUUGUUGCUGCAGCCCAGAUUUCACUGUAAAGCCAGUGCUGCCAUCUGUAUUGCCAAUACACACCUGCUGUACAACCCAAGGAGAGGGGACAUCAAACUGACCCAGCUUGCAAUGCUCCUGGCAGAGAUUGCCAGUGUUGCCCCUCAGAAGGAUGGCUCCUUCUGCCCAAUUAUCAUCUGUGGGGACUUCAAUUCUGUUCCUGGCUCCCCGCUGUACAGAUUUAUAAAGGAAGGAAAGUUAAAUUACGAAGGACUUGCUAUAGGGAAGGUCUCUGGACAAGAACAGUUUCCAAGGGGACAAAGAAUCUUAUCUAUUCCAAUUUGGCCAAAAAAAUUAGGUAUUUCACAAAACUGUGUGUAUGAAAUCAAACAGCAACAAAAGGAAAAAAAUGCAGAAGAAAAAAUGAAAGCAGCAAAACCAGACAACACUCAGGAGAUUGCAAUAGCAUCUGAAAAGUUGUCUUCAAAAUUGCGGCACCAUUUUAAAUUGUCCUCAGUCUAUUCUCACUAUUUCCCUGAAACUGGGAUACCAGAAGUGACAACUUGUCAUUCCCGAAGUGCUGUCACCGUGGAUUAUAUUUUCUACUCUGCAGCAAAUGAUGAUACUGCUGCCCAGCCAGGAGCAGAGGAUCCUUUUUGUGGAGGUCUGAAACUUCUUGGCAGGUUGGCACUUCUAACAGAGAAAGACCUUUGGACUGUUAAUGGCCUUCCCAAUGAAAAAAACUCUUCUGACCACCUGCCACUGCUAGCAGAGUUCAGGCUGAUUGAACGGUAAUAUCCAAAGGACUUUUGGUGUAGGUAAAGUUCCCUUUACCUUCUUUCUUCAUGGGAUGAUUAUUAUUAUUUUUUUAAAGGUUAAUUCAAGCACUGCUGGUCCAGUUCAAGUAAGCUUGCCUGCAUGCUGAUUUGUUAGUGUUGUGUAAAGUAGACUUUUUAAAGGGAAUUUCCUUUUUUUAAAAAAAACAAAGCUCUUUCAUUUACUUUAUGAAGUCUUUUAGGGAGAAAAAGAGAAGAUUUUACAUUAGCUUCCUCUUUGAUAAAGGACAACAUCUGUGCCAGGCUCAAAAUGGCAUUAUUUUUCAUGGAUAUGUUGUAAAUGAUUUUUAUUGUAAAUCACAGUAAAAGGGACUAUUCUGAGAACUGUGUGUUUCUUCAAGCAAAGGGGAAUGUGUUUGUGUGCCUGCAGCAUUUUAUAAUGAGUUGAAAAUAAUGUUUUACUACAAAUGUGCUCUCUGUGGACACUUCCAUCUUAACACUUCUGCAAAGGAAUUUAUUCAGUGUCCUCAGUGCAGAGGCUGCAAGAUUGAACUUUCAAAGGAAGAAAGGCAUAUAGGCAAAUAUUUGUGUUUUAAGAACUUGCUGCUUAAAAUUCUAAGGGCUUAAAUAGAGGUGGGAUU